GAAAAAUGCAGGAGUAUGGAACUUACUAAAUAUCAGGACCAACUGUUGUUUUCCCUGGAGAAAGACAGCACUGGGACGCCACAGCUUUAUUCAUGCGACCCAGUCCGGUGGUCAUUGCUUUUCAACACUUGCACCAUAAAUGAAAGCGGCAUCAGUCAUAUAUAUAAACGUGUAAGACUGAAAGGUUUACUUGGUUGCACACUGGUGGUUUGUAUUUCUGGUCCUGGAAGCAUGACGAAGAUGACAAGACUCUACUUCCUCCCAACCAUAUUGCUGGUGAUUCAUUUGGUCCUGAUUCUCACCUCCGGCAAUAGCACCCUCGUUCGUCGUGGUUGUACCUAUGAUCCGAAGGGCGUUCUGAAAGAUUGUCCAGACACGGACGGAGGAAAGAGGUGCGAACGUCCGCCGUGCCCAUGAAAAUGGAGCAGAAACAGUUUAUUGUGAACCCUCUUAAUUGCGUGGCUUGUUUUUUCUCCAAACUGGCCUAGCUGCAGGUGUCUGUAUCCAGAUUGAUAACAUGCUGGUAUAGCAUUCUAUAUGUACUGAUGAUUUGCUAUUUACCUGCAAAAUAAGCAUAAUUGUUGCAUAUGAUACGGACAACUAAGAUGUAAUAACAGGGUAUCAUAUCCAUGGCUCUAUUCGUAACGAAAUUACCCUCAAUAUUUGCUCUAA
Brachypodium distachyon (stiff brome) is the source of this 672-nucleotide messenger RNA. RefSeq lists its product as uncharacterized. Lineage: Eukaryota; Viridiplantae; Streptophyta; Magnoliopsida; Poales; Poaceae. The transcript is spliced from 3 exons. The coding region runs from base 16 to 417 and encodes 133 amino acids. The record is from RefSeq and is a predicted model, not a curated record.